Molecule: messenger RNA, 1429 nt
Organism: Alternaria alternata
Lineage: Eukaryota; Fungi; Ascomycota; Dothideomycetes; Pleosporales; Pleosporaceae
Product: DUF367-domain-containing protein
Exons: 1
Coding region: 157-1347 (396 amino acids)
Biological process (GO): maturation of SSU-rRNA
Molecular function (GO): rRNA small subunit aminocarboxypropyltransferase activity
Source: RefSeq, a predicted model, not a curated record
GCUCAUAGAAGCAAGCGCAACGUCAUCGGACUAGCGCGUCUUAUCGAUUACGAUGUUCAAUAAUUGUUAUUCCACAAUCUUGCCCCUCUCUGCGACUCACGCCCAACUUAGGACCUGCAAAUCGCCUCUCUCUUACAUACAGACAUAUUAUUCGACAUGGUGCGCCACAAGAAAGACUUCAAGGGCAACAACAAGUUCAAAAAUCCCGCGAAAGCACGCGGUCCUCCCCGCCCCCGCCGCGCAUCGGAUGCAGAUGAGAACGAUGGCGACAACCCGAGGCCUGCGAAACCAGAGUUUAAAGCCGCAUGCUGGGACCUCGGACACUGCGAUGCCAAGCGCUGUUCUGGAAAGAGGCUCAUGCGCCUGGGCAUGAUGCGCGAGCUUCACGUUGGACAGAAGUUUGCAGGUGUCGUGGUUAGCCCGAAGGCAAAGAAGAUACUUAGUCGCGAAGACAAGGACUUGAUGGAACAAUAUGGCGCUGCAGUUGUGGAAGCCAGCUGGAAGAGGAUAGACGAAGUCCCGUUCGGCAGGAUAGGUGGCAAGUGCGAACGUCUACUUCCGUACCUCGUUGCUGCAAACCCAACAAACUACGGUCGACCAUGGCGGCUAAACUGCGUCGAAGCUCUUGCCGCUUGCUACUAUAUCACUGGGCAUCCCGAAUGGGCCGAAUCAAUUCUGUCGACUUUCUCAUACGGCCAGGCGUUCUUGGACAUCAACGCUGCGCUGCUCAAGCGUUACAUGGCAUGCGAGAAUGAAGAGCAAAUCAAAAAGGCCGAGGAAGUCUGGCUGGAGAAGAUUGAGCGCGAAUACAACACGAGCCGAGAAGAGAAAGAGGAUGGCGUUGAAGAGGAUGUUUGGGCUGGCGGAAACAUGAACCGAAGGGUCAUCGAUGAAUCAGAUGAUGACGAUGAUGAUGAGAAUGAUGAGGGUGAUGAGGAUGAAGAAGACGAAAUCGACCCGCGAAACCCUUACAAUAUCCCAGAGUCCUCAGACGAUGAGGAGGAGAUGGCAGAGCUAAGGCGCCGUGUCCUGGCAUCGAAGCCCUUCACCAACCCCACGCCAAAAGAUGCAGAGGAAGAAGAAGACGAGGAUGACAAGAAGAUACCCGAACGUAUACCUCGAACUGAACCUGCGCCAGGAAAUGCCAAGGCAGGCGAGGAGGAUGACAGCGAGCCUGCAGAAGGUGAUGUCGACGACGAUGAGUUUGACAGCUUCAUGGCUGCACAGCCCACAACAGAUCGUACAGGGAUAGGAAGCAAGCAAAGAUCAAAGGCUAUGGAUAACAAGUACAAGGCCACUUUUUCGAGUGGCAGUGUGAAAGCACCCAGUGGGCGAGGCUACCAAUGAUCACCAAUGUAGUUCCUGUAGCAAUGAGAGAGCAGAAUCACAAUCUGGGGACUCCUGUCAGAUUGACUGAGCCCAUUGCAAC